Molecule: messenger RNA, 1427 nt
Organism: Cololabis saira (Pacific saury)
Lineage: Eukaryota; Metazoa; Chordata; Actinopteri; Beloniformes; Belonidae
Gene: cnpy2
Product: canopy FGF signaling regulator 2
Exons: 5
Coding region: 156-710 (184 amino acids)
Cellular component (GO): endoplasmic reticulum
Source: RefSeq, a predicted model, not a curated record
UGAAUGAAAAAUCUUGAGUUGUUGGGCAGAAAUUCUCAACUGUAGCUCUCAGAAGCUUAUUGGAAUCGCUUGAACUUGUCAGAGUGACUUGAAUGUGUUCUCUCUGUUUGAUGUGUCGGUCUGUGUUGGGAUAAAAAUCUGUGUUUAGACGUAAAAUGAGGAAAGCCGUUCUCCUGCUCACUUGGUCUGUGGUUGUGUGUCUCCUGUUGAGCUCCAGCCGGGCUGCCAGACCAGGACAGGACAUGAGAUGUGGAGCCUGCAGGGCUCUGGUUGAUGAGAUGGAGUGGGCUAUGUCCCAGAUAGAUCCCAAGAAAAUGAUCCAGACCGGCCCGUACAGGAUCAACCCGGACGGCAGUCAGUCCAUCAGAGAGGUUCCUCUGGUACGCUCAGAGGGGAACCUCCUUGAGAUGAUGGAGAGUAUCUGUGAGAGGAUGGAAGACUACGGAGAGCGCACCGAUCUUUCCACAAGUAGGAAGACUUACAUGAGGGUAAAAUCCCGGAACGGCGAGAGCAUGGACCUCUCCGAAGCCACACUGGACUCAAGAGUUACAUCCAGCUUAAAAUUUGCAUGUGAAACAAUUGUCGAACAGAAUGAGGAUGAAAUCAUUGAAUUCUUCGCUCAUGAAACGGAUAAUGUUAAGGACAGACUCUGCAGCAUGAGGACAGAUCUCUGUGACCACGCUCUAAACACUCCCCAUGAUGAACUUUGAUAUCUGCCCACCAGUUACUGUCUCUAUUCAGUCAAAAUGGAGCCAUUUGAUGAUUCAACUAUUUAUAACACAGCGAUGUUGCAACAUUUAUGCAAAUUCUUUUGAAAGAAAUUCUUUUUGUGGAACAUUAAGUAUCACUUUGGUAUGUUUAGAUCUAUCACGUUGUUCUUUAGAGCACAUUCAAGUCACUUAUGUAAUGUAGGUUAUCAUGUAUGUCCAUACUUUCUAUUUUGUGAAUGCUUUUGUCUUCCCCUCAAAUGCUUCUCAAUGGAUUAACUGAAACUGGGAAAUGGCAAAUUGCAAUGAGACUUGGCUGUAGAUCCAGGUUUUCUGAGUGGAAAUCAGGUUGAGUUUGGUAAAGUGUGUUUAUUCUUGCUCAUUGAGCAACUCUCAAUAGUGGCUGUUAAUGGCAGACACUGCCAUCUUUCCUCACUGAAAAGACACCUAAACUGCCAAUAUACAGUAAAUGUCAUUUGAUGCCAAAUUAUGCUUUCAUCUCCACCUUUGGAAGUGCAUUGUUAAUGCUCAUCGCUAUUUACGUUUCACAUUAAAUUGGUAUCUUAUUUGUUGGUUAAAAAAAUUUAUCAAGAGAUGUCCUAUAACUUAAUUCAAAAGAUUGUCAAAUUUCAGAAAUUAUGACACAGGUUUUCAUUUUGUAUUUGCUUCUUUUUUCUAAAAUACACAAAUUGUAAGAGAGGAUCAUUGUGACUUGUGGUU